GAGGUGACGCCGCGUUCCGUGCCCGGAAGCUGAGAGCGAGCCGGUGAUAAGGGGAACAGAAAACAUAAAACGUGUGAGUCAAAGAGCCUCUGAACCAAAGACAGAUAAGGAAAGCUGACCUAAGAAUCCCCACGGAAUAGCAUAGUCGACACCUGCAUUUGUGUUCGGGAUAAGCUCAUCAUGGAGGGGAGUAUGCUGGUGCCGCUUGGUCUCUUCAGCCUUGUUCUGGCCAUGUUUCCCUCUAACACAGUGGCAGUUGCCGUCAUGUCUGUUGACCUGGGCAGUGAGUGGAUGAAAGUUGCAAUAGUGAAACCUGGUGUGCCAAUGGAGAUCGUUCUCAACAAGGAGUCAAGGAGGAAAACUCCCACGGCUGUAUGUCUGAAGGAAAAUGAAAGAUUUUUGGGCGACAGUGCCCUAGGAAUGUCUGUGAAGAACCCCACUACUGUUUAUAGACACCUGCAAGGCCUCCUGGGCAAAAAAUACAAUAACCUCCAGGUGGCGCUGUAUCAGAAGCGUUUCCCUGAACACCAGCUGCUCGAGGACCCAUUGAGAGGCACGGUCUACUUUAAAAACUCAGAAGAAGUGCAGUUCACACCAGAGGAGCUCCUCGGGAUGCUGCUCAAUUAUUCUCGUGGACUCGCUCAGGACUUUGCAGAACAACCAAUAAAAGAUGCAGUGAUCACGGUCCCAGCCUUUUUCAACCAGGCAGAGCGCAGGGCAGUCCUGCAGGCUGCACAGAUGGCUGGUGUAAAGGUCCUUCAACUCAUCAACGAUAACACCGCCGUGGCCUUGAACUACGGGGUGUUCAGGAGGAAAGACAUUGACAACACAGUCAAGAAUGUGAUGUUUUACGACAUGGGCUCAGGCAGCACCACGGCCACCAUCGUCACCUACCAGACUGUCAAAACCAAGGAGGCUGGCACACAGCCUCAAUUACAGAUCCGAGGGGUCGGGUUUGACCGUGGGUUGGGGGGCUUGGAGAUGGACCUGCGUCUCCGGGACCAUCUGGCCAAACUGUUCAACGAGCAGAAGAAGAGCAAGAAGGAUGUGAGGCAGAACCAACGGGCCAUGGCCAAGCUCCUGAAAGAGGCUCAGAGGCUCAAGACAGUGCUCAGUGCAAACAUGGAUUUCAUGGCCCAGGUGGAGGGUUUGAUGGAUGACAUUGACUUCAAAGCUAAAGUGACACGGACUGAGUUUGAAGAGCUGUGUGCCGACCUGUUUGAGAGGGUUCCGCGUCCAGUUGAGGAUGCUCUGACCACAGCAGAGAUGAAGCUGGAGGAAAUAGAACAUGUGAUUUUAGUCGGUGGCUCCACCCGUGUCCCCAAGGUUCAGGAGGUGCUGCUCAAAGCUGUGGAGAAGGAGGAGCUAGGGAAGAACAUCAAUGCAGACGAAGCCGCAGCCAUGGGCGCAGUGUACCAGGCGGCGGCCCUCAGCAAGGCCUUCAAGGUCAAGCCUUUCCUGGUGCGAGACGCAGCAGUUUACCCCAUCCAGGUGGAGUUCACACGAGAGACGGAGGAAGAGGGGUUGAAAAGCCACAAACACAACAAGCGCGUCCUCUUCCAGAGGAUGGCACCCUACCCCCAGCGCAAGGUCAUCACGUUCAACCGCUACAGCGCUGACUUUGCUUUCUACAUCAACUACGGUGACCUCAGCUUCCUCAGUCAGGAUGACCUCAGUGUGUUUGGCUCGCAGAACCUGACCACAGUCAAACUGUCUGGAGUAAGCAACAGCUUCCAGAAGCACACAGAUGCAGAGUCGAAAGGCAUCAAAGCCCAUUUCAACAUGGAUGAAAGUGGCGUGCUGCUGCUGGACCGGGUGGAGUCUGUGUUUGAAACUAUUGUGGAAGACAAAGAGGAGGAAUCAACAUUAACUAAGCUGGGUAACACCAUUUCCACCUUGUUUGGAGGAGGAUCAUCAGAACCCGCCUUGAAUGUAACUGAACCUGUCCAGGAUGAGGAGGAAGUGCCUCCAGAGUCUGAAAAGGACGGCAAGGAAGAGGAAGUUAAGGAUGAGGUCAAGAAGGAAGAGGUUGCCAAAGAGAAGAAGGAAGAGGGAGAGAAGAGUGCAGAUGAAGAGACAAGUCAGGAAAAGACGGAGGAGACAGGAAGCAAGACUGAUGCCAAGGAGGAGGAUGGAGAAAAAUCUGUCAACCCUGAGGCCGAGAAGGAGGCCGAGAAGGAGGCCGAGAAGGAGGCCGAGAAGGAGGCCGAGAAGGAGACCAAACCUCAAAAAAAGAGCAAGAUUGCUGAAGAGAUCACAGUGGAACUCGUCAUUAACGACAUCCUGGACCCCACAGUUGAUGAUGUCACUUCGUCUAAGAAGAAACUGCAGGAUUUGACAGACAGAGACCUGGCGAAACAGGAAAGGGAAAAGUCCUUGAACAGUCUGGAAUCAUUUAUAUUUGAGACACAGGACAAGCUGUACCAGGAGGAAUACCAGCUGGUGGUGUCAGAUGAGGAGAAGGAGCAGAUCUCCUCCAAGCUGAGUGAGGCAUCGGAGUGGAUGGACGAGGACAGCUACGCAGCCACCACAAAGCAGCUGAGAGAAAAGCUGUCUCAGCUCAAGAGCCUUUGCAAGGAUAUGUUUUUCAGGGUGGAGGAGCGACGCAAGCGGCCAGACCGCCUGGCCGCCCUGGACAGCAUGCUUAACACUUCCAGCUUCUUCUUGAGGAGUGCCAAACUUAUCCCAGAGGAUGACCAAAUCUUUACUCAAGUUGAACUGAAUACGUUAGAGAAAGUGAUAAACGAAACGGCGAAGUGGAAGAAUGAGACGGUCGCAGCGCAGGAGAAAAGCUCUUUAACUGAGCGGCCCGUCCUGUUGUCCAAAGACAUAGAGUCCAAGCUGACUCUUUUAGAUCGAGAGGUGAACUACUUGCUCAACAAGGCCAAGUUUGCUAAACCCAAAGCUAAACCCAAAGCCAAGAAUGGCACCAGCUCUGGUAAAAGCAGCAAAGCCAACAACACAGAGGAGAAAGUCAUCUCCCCCACAGAUGAGAGCACCGACACAAAGACUGAAAACUCAGAGGAGGUGCAGCCAGGCCAAGCGACGCCCACUGAAGACAGAGCUGUACACACAGACUCAGAGAGCCAAUCACAGCCCAUAGAAGAAACCAAAACUACAGCACCAGAAGAAACCCACAUUGAUGAUGAAUUAUAACAGCUGGAACUGGAAGAAAGAUGAUCAUUAUUUAUUGACACUGUUAAAAUAUUUGGGUUGCUCCGCACUCUGUCUUUUUUUUUCUUCUUCUUUUUUUUAUCUUUAUGUCCUUGUUUAUUGAACUGCUGGAAGCUGAUUGGAUAAGGAUUCAGACCACUCACUCUUGAGUCCCCACCCCUCUUGUUGGCGUUGUUAACCUC
This is a messenger RNA of Pungitius pungitius (ninespine stickleback), 3356 nucleotides long. It is a transcript of the gene hyou1, whose product is annotated as hypoxia up-regulated 1. Lineage: Eukaryota; Metazoa; Chordata; Actinopteri; Perciformes; Gasterosteidae. The record is from RefSeq and is a predicted model, not a curated record. Gene Ontology annotation, biological process: endoplasmic reticulum unfolded protein response; negative regulation of hypoxia-induced intrinsic apoptotic signaling pathway. The transcript is spliced from 24 exons. Gene Ontology annotation, molecular function: ATP-dependent protein folding chaperone; ATP binding. Bases 181 to 3156 code for a protein of 991 amino acids. Gene Ontology annotation, cellular component: endoplasmic reticulum chaperone complex.